GAGCGGGGUUGCGAGCAAUCAGGACAGCUAGUGAUGAGAAGUGUCCCGGAUAUUUACCUUCCUCUACCUGGAUCCUCGGACGCGGCGGCCCGUCCCGAGGUGGCCCCGGUGGUCAUUCUCAUGUGCACGAUUCGUCUCUGAAGCGGGACGACGGAGGUCCCCCUCGCUGAGACCAGCCAAGGGUGGUUACCGUGGUGACAGACAUGCCAAAACCAGACCUGCUCUGCUUAGUUCAGCUGCUGGACGGCACCAUCGAGACCUUCCGAAUAAAUAAGCAUGAUGAAGGUGUGGUUCUGCUGGACCGAGUGUGCGACCACCUGGGCCUACAGGAAAGGCAGCUCUUCAAUCUGCAGAUCAGAGAGUCCAGCACAGCCGUCACCUCCAUCACCGCCAACACACACUCGCCUAGAUGGUUGGAGCCUGAGAAACCUUUGAAGAAGCAGAUAAAAGGUCUGGCAUCUCCCUUUUAUCUAAACUUCCGAGUGCACUUCUUCAUUUCGGAUCCCAACUCCCUGCAACAUGAACAGACGAGGAACCUUUACUUCCUCCAGAUCAGGAGUGACAUUAAAGAAGGCAGAUUGCAGUGCCCGCUGAGUUCAGCCGUGGUUUUGGCGUCUUACGCCGUGCAGUCUGAGCUGGGCGAUCACGGUCCAUCCCAGAAAAGCGGUUACUUGUCAAAGUACCACUUCAUCCCCGAGCAAGAUGAAAACUUUAUAUCCAAAGUGGAGGAGCUGCAUCCAAAACACAAAGGUCUGAAGAAAAGCGAGGCAGAGUUGUGUUUCCUCAAUACGGCGCGGACGUUGGAGCUUUAUGGAGUGGAGCUGCACGCCGCUCUGGACACCAACAAUGCUCCGCUCAUGGUGGGCUUGGCAUCGAGUGGUGUUGCAAUAUUCUGCAAUAUGAUUUGCUCCAGUUUCUUCCCCUGGGGGAAUAUUGUCAAGAUUUCCUUUAAGAGGAAGCGAUUCUUUAUACACCUCAAACGUAAACAUGGCGAGACCCAGGACUGUGAAGUGACGCUAGUUCUAGCGUGCCCAAAGACCUGCAAGAACCUGUGGCGCUCCUGCGUGGAUCAUCAUUCCUUCUUCAACUGCAACCGCACCGCCAGGAGCCCCAAACACAACAACAGCUCAGUUCAUUCCUACAGGAAGUUUAUAACACAUCACUUGGGCUUGGCAAAUAGUAAAAAUGAAAGUGGUCCAGUUUGUCAACGUGUGGUGGGCGGAAUGGUGUGGAACCCGGUUCUGAGGCGAUCCAUUUCAUCGGAAUAUUUGGAGACUAAGAGUCUACCGUCGAGAUCGCCCCCCAGCACGCCCAACUGGCGGAGUCCUCGCGUUCGCCACGGUAUCCGCAAAGUCCGGCCGUCAUCCAUGGAGCUGAGCGGUGAGCUGAAAGACGUACCCGAGGGAGAAGACGUCUUCUACACGUACAGAACGUCGGUCAGCAGCAGCAAGGACAGCGAAGGGGACGCUUCGCUGCAUCUGUUGGAUGAGAUCUUGUUGCAUGCUGAUGACAAUAUAGCAGAAGAGGAUGGAGUCAGCAGCUCCCUCUACAAUAACAAGCAGGCCCUCAGCGACGGCGACCUGCUGCUGAUUCGAAUCGCUCCCGAUCACGAGGGCAAGUUUGGCUUUAAUGUUAAAGGUGGGGUGGAUCAGAAGAUGCCUCUUGCCAUAUCGCACGUGAAACCUGACUCUCCGGCCGGUCGAUGUGAGCCCAAACUGCUGGAAGGAGACCAGUUGGUGCUCAUCAACGGUCGAGACAUUUCCGAACACACGCACGACCAGGUGGUCAUGUUCAUACGGGCCAGCAGAGAGUCGCACUCCCGAGAGCUGGCCCUGCUCGUCAAACGCAAAGGUCCCGGCCGAGCCGCGGCGCUACUCCUGCUGCCCCCCGCCCUCACCCUCACCGGUCAGUCCCAAACAGACGGGUCGCAGUCUCCUGGCCAGUCCGAACGGGUCACGACGCUGGACGAGUCCAUGCGACAAGUCGAGAGAGGAAUUCAAUCCGGAACUUUGUGCUUCCACUUUGAGAAUUUAUACAGAAGGAAGCCUGGCUUGUCCCAGAGCUGCGCUCGGCUUCCCAAGAACAUGGACAAGAAUCGCUAUCGGGAUAUUUUACCCUAUGACGCCACCAGAGUCACCCUUCAGGGCCAGGAGGACUACAUCAAUGCCAGCCAUAUCACGGUGGCACCUCCGGUCUCUGGGGAGUGUUUACGUUACGUCGCAGCUCAGGGUCCACUGCCGCAGACCUGCUCUCAUUUUUGGCAGACCGUUUGGGAGCAGCAGUCACACACCAUUAUCAUGCUUACUACUCUGACAGAGCGAGGAAGGACCAAGUGCCACCAGUACUGGCCGCAUCCGCCGGAUGUGAAGGAUUAUGGACACAUGAGGGUGAAGUGUCACUCCGAGGAGUGUAACCUGGCCUACGUGACACGGCAGUUCACCCUCACACACACUCAGAAAGGUGAAGAACGCACGGUCACACACCUGCAGUACGUGGCGUGGCCCGACCACGGUGUACCCGACGACCCUUCCGACUUCCUGCUGUUCGUCAGCUCGGUCAGGGAGAGGAGACGAGCCCAAGAGCCUCUGGUGGUGCACUGCAGUGCCGGGAUUGGACGGACAGGUGUUCUCAUCACCAUGGAGACGGCUCUGACGCUGUUGGAUCGGGGGCUGCCGGUGUUCCCGCUGGACAUUGUCAAAACACUGAGAGAUCAACGAGCCAUGAUGAUUCAGACCACGUGUCAGUUCCAGUUUGUGUGCGAGGCCAUUUUGCGAGUCUACAAGGAGAAGCAAGGGGGAUCUACAUCCCCGUAGUCCAAAUCACAAACGGCACCGGAGGAAACCGAGCCUCGUAACUUCCACUCGAGCAACUCCCACCGAGGGGGCCGACAAGCACGGCAAGAGAUUAACCUCUGUUGUGCCUGCCGGGUCGCUACACGGUCUGGAUGAGAAUUAUGCAGCGUCCAAGCGCAGCUGGAUGCCAGCUAUGUAGCCAAGAUCAAAUAGGACACUUUGAAUCUUACAAUCGUCUGCCUUACGUUUCUGCCCAGAGCGCCGACUAAGCUUGGAUGGGAUACACAAAACGAAUGAAAGCUGCUAAGCUCAGGAAUUAAGUUGGUGUCGUCUGCAAGACGACUGACGGAAGGAAGAAGAAGUGAUUGUUAGAACGUGUAUACUGUGUGUGCCUUUUAGUAGAGGGGCGGAAUACGACAAGAUGCUGUAUGGGGUACUGUGGCUGCCACUUUUCACUUAAAUUAUUCUCACAAUGAAAUAAACACUGAUUUGUAUGCC
This is a messenger RNA of Syngnathus acus (greater pipefish), 3290 nucleotides long. RefSeq names its product protein tyrosine phosphatase non-receptor type 3 (gene ptpn3). Gene Ontology annotation, cellular component: cytoplasm; cytoskeleton; cytoplasmic side of plasma membrane. The transcript has 26 exons. The coding region runs from base 204 to 2813 and encodes 869 amino acids. Gene Ontology annotation, molecular function: protein tyrosine phosphatase activity; protein binding. The record is from RefSeq and is a predicted model, not a curated record. NCBI's taxonomy places the organism in Eukaryota, Metazoa, Chordata, Actinopteri, Syngnathiformes, Syngnathidae. Gene Ontology annotation, biological process: protein dephosphorylation.